GCAUUUACGGUUCUUGCAUUGAGUUGGGGACGGUCGCACGCUAACUGUUGCCUCCAGCAGCUCAAUUGAAAGUUUAAAACAAUUUGAAAUAUAGUAAAAUAGUUAUUUAAUUUAAAUUCAAUUAACAAAAUUUCAUAAAUGUGCAGUGUUAUAGCAUAAGUGUAUCAGUUUGACAAUUGCUGAAUUUAACACAGUGAAAAAAAAUAAAAUUGUUAGAAAGUGACGACUUUAGUGAAAUCAGAUCAAAUCUCUUGUGCGUCUUCUACGAAUUUUGCCAUUGGUUUUGCUGGUAUCACGGUCGCCAACACGCGCCACCGCCACCGCUAAUCUUGUGAAGCGCUCAUACAUUGCAAGUAGCAGUAAUUUUGCAGCAGCAAGUAGUAGUUGCAAUAGCAACAGCAGCAACAGCAAUAAAAUGCCAGAGAAACGCAUAGCGCCAGUGAUUUCUUCUUUGGAGGAUUUCGAAUGUAAAUUGCCGGGUUAUUUAAAUGAGAAAACAAAACUCGCACUACUACUGGACUACGAUGGCACACUGGCCGCCAUUGCCGACAAUCCAAAGAACACAUUCAUGAAUGUGGAUAUGGAAAAGCUGUUGAAUCGUUUAGCGCUACACCCACAAAUCUUUUUGUCCAUUAUCUCUGGACGUGGACUACGCGAUGUACAAUCACGCGUCGGUAUCAAAGGCAUCACUUACGCGGGCAAUCACGGCUUGGAAAUUGAGAGUGGCAAUGGUACGCGUCACGAUUAUGCGCUCCCCACUGAGCUGCAGAAACACUAUGCGCCAAUGGUGAAAGAACUGAUGGAUAAUGUGCAGAAGAACGGUGCUUGGAUUGAAGAUAAGAAAGUCUCGUUGACCUAUCACUAUCGUGACGUACCCGCCGACAUCUCUGAGGAGCAGAAGCAAUUGGCCAUACGGAUAGUUGAGAAGCAUGGUUUUCGUGCGAAUCAAGCGCAUGAAGCGAUUGAGGCAAAGCCGCCAGUGAAUUGGAAUAAAGGAGAAGCGGCGCUGCUCAUAUUGAAGGACCGUUUCGGCGACAAUUGGGCUGAUCAAAUUAAAGUGAUAUUCGCCGGCGAUGACAACACCGAUGAGGAUGCCAUGCGGUUACUGCAAGGUGCCAGCAAAUCAUUCCGUGUCUCGGUAGAUCCUGAAAUCCAGACCUACGCCGACUUCCGUUUAGCGCGGCAGGAUGUCGUGGAGGACUUGCUGAAAUGGAUAAGAAAUACUUAUACCGAUUAGUUUCUAGUCCAGUUUGCGAAAUUACUGUAGUUUAUUAGAAAAUCUAUAAAUAUUAAGACUAUAAGCUUAUCAAAAUUGUGGGCUGAUAAUUUUUGAUAUAGUGAAUACAUACAAGUAUAGUAUAUAAGUGCUAUUUAGGUUAUUUAGAUUUAUACAAAUUGAUAUUUUUGUUAAAAUAAAAAACCAAAUAUAUAUCAUUGGUAAUAAAUUACAUAAAAAAUUAUAAAAAA
Zeugodacus cucurbitae (melon fly) is the source of this 1467-nucleotide messenger RNA. RefSeq lists its product as uncharacterized. Gene Ontology annotation, biological process: trehalose biosynthetic process. NCBI's taxonomy places the organism in Eukaryota, Metazoa, Arthropoda, Insecta, Diptera, Tephritidae. The coding region runs from base 416 to 1237 and encodes 273 amino acids. The record is from RefSeq and is a predicted model, not a curated record. The transcript is spliced from 4 exons. Gene Ontology annotation, molecular function: trehalose-phosphatase activity.